AUGGAAAGGAAGAUGAUGGAUGCAGCGAGUGGAGGUGCCAUAGUGAACAAAACUCCUCGUGAUGCUAGAGAUUUGAUCUCCAUAAUGGCCGCUAACUCACAACAAUUUGGAUUCAGGCAGGAUACAUCUCCAAUAAGGGUGAAUGAGCUGGAGGAUUUCCAAGCCCACCACAAAGGAAAUAUGAUCCCUAUUCAUAUAACCACAACCCAGGAUGGAGGGGUCAUCCCAAUUUCAACUAUGGAGCAAGACCACCAUUCCAACACUUUCAGCCUAGACCACCUGCUCCACCACUACAACAAACCUCCACAAGUUCAGCCUAAAGGACUCGAUAGUGAACAACCAAAGGCAUUGGUGACAAAUCCUCCCUUUCCUACUAGAUUGACUAAAUCCAAGAAAGAAGAGGAAGAGAAGGAAAUUCUUGAAACUUUUUGCAAGGUUGAGGUAAAUAUUCCCUUACUUGAUGCAAUUAAACAAGUGCCUCGAUAUGCUAAAUUUCUCAAGGAGUUGUGCACCAACAAGAGGAAGUUGAAAGGUAAUGAAAAGAUAAGUAUGGGGGAAAAUGUUUCAGCCAUCCUCCAGAAAAAAUUACCUCCACAAUGCAAGGACCCAGGUAUGUUUACUAUCCCUUGCAAACUAGGUGAUGUUAGGAUUGAGAAAGCAAUGCUAGAUCCAGGAGCUUCAAUAAAUGUCAUGCCUCUCUCUAUUUAUUCAUAUUUGAAUAUUGGUCCAUUAAAAGAAACAGGUGUGAUUAUUCAACUUGCUGAUAGAUCUAAUGUAUAUCCUAAAGGAGUCUUGGAGGAUGUCUUAGCACAAGUUAAUGGGUUAGUCUUUCCUGCUGAUUUUUAUGUUCUUGACAUGGAAGAAGAUGACUCUUCUAAUUCAACACUAAUGUUAUUAGGAAAGCCAUUUCUAAAAACAUAUAGGACAAAAAUUGAUGUACAUGAUGGUACACUCACCAUGGAAUUUGAUGGUGAAAUUAUUAAAUUCAAUAGUUAUGACACCAUGAGGUACCCUAAUGAUGUGUCUUCUGUUUUUGUUAUGGAUGUUAUUGACACGUUGGCGCAGGAAUAA
Pistacia vera is the source of this 1071-nucleotide messenger RNA. RefSeq lists its product as uncharacterized. NCBI's taxonomy places the organism in Eukaryota, Viridiplantae, Streptophyta, Magnoliopsida, Sapindales, Anacardiaceae. Bases 1 to 1071 code for a protein of 356 amino acids. The transcript has 3 exons. The record is from RefSeq and is a predicted model, not a curated record.